GACGGCUGCUGAACACGCAACCGGGGCCAUUGAGGGCGAAUAAUUCCCGGCGCGACUCCCCGAGAGACCGGGGGCUGGAUGGGCACCUGGCUGGGUGGGGCCGCGGGGCGGUACGCACCCUAAGGGAAGCCAAUGAGAAUAUCAGGUCCUGCCCGAGGGGGCGGUGCCGUCGGUCACAUGCGCACCUGGGGAGGGCGGCGGCGGCGGCGCCGCCGGGACCGCGAGCCGGCGGAUGGGAGCGGGGCCGGGCUGGGGCGGGGUUAGGCAGGUGAGUGACAGGCUCCGGGGGGCCGGCUCCAGCUGGGAUCCCUGAGAGAGCCGGGAGUAGCUGCGGCGGUACCCGCCCCCUCUCUCCGCCCCUUCAGCGGAGCUGGUCUCUGGCCGGGUACCGUCGUGGGCUACCCCCGCCUCGGCCUGGCCACCUGGGACUGUGCUAGGGAGUCGUCCACCUUCCUCUCCCCUCACCAGCAAAGUUUGUGGCGAAGCCGGUGCCGGGGCAGAGUGUGCCGGGGGGCAAAUCGGGGCGCGCCCGAUGCCGGGCGACCGGAGCCGUUGACCCGGGACGCCGCCGUCCGGGACAGGAGCGCGGAGCCGCCGACCAGCCCGCUGCCUCCGCUGCAUGGGGCCCGUCUGAAGAGCCAGCAUGGGCAACUGCGUGGGGAGACAGCGCCGUGAGAGGCCGGUCGCCCCGGGACACCCCCGCAAGCGAGCAGGACGCAAUGAGCCCCUGAGGAAGGAGCGUCUGAAGUGGAAGAGCGACUACCCCAUGACUGACGGGCAGCUGCGGAGCAAACGGGAUGAGUUCUGGGACACAGCACCCGCCUUUGAGGGCCGCAAGGAGAUCUGGGACGCCCUCAAGGCUGCCGCCUAUGCAGCGGAGGCCAACGACCAUGAGCUGGCUCAGGCCAUCCUAGACGGAGCCAGCAUCACCCUGCCUCAUGGGACCCUCUGUGAAUGCUAUGAUGAGCUGGGCAAUCGCUACCAGCUGCCCAUCUACUGCCUGUCUCCACCCGUGAACCUGCUGCUGGAGCACACUGAGGAGGAGAGCCUGGAGCCUCCUGAGCCGACGCCCAGCAUGCGCCGGGAGUUCCCCCUGAAGGUGCGCCUGUCCACAGGCAGGGACGUGAGGCUCGACGCCAGCCUGCCUGACACAGUGGGGCAGCUUAAGAGGCAGCUGCACUCCCAGGAGGGCAUCGAGCCGUCCUGGCAGCGAUGGUUCUUCUCUGGGAAGCUGCUCACAGACCGCACUCGGCUCCAGGAAACCAAGAUCCAGAAAGAUUUUGUCAUCCAGGUCAUCAUCAACCAGCCCCCACCACCCCAGGACUGAUGAGCCCGUGGACUCCUGGGAGGAAAGGCCAGGGAGGGCCUCUUGGGGCUGGGAGGCCUCCAGCUGGAGCACUAGGUCCCCCACCCUGCUGCUGCCUUCAAAUGCUGUUAUUUUCUUCAGGGGUGCCUCCUCCCCGCCCUAUGGCUGCUGGGCGAACUGUGAAGGGACCCUGCCUCCUAGGGGCACCAGGGGCCACCAGUCCCUGGCACCCAGGAAGCAAUGCUGCCACACACCGGCCUUGCCAGCUUCGUCAGAGUAAAGGCGCACUGGAGCCUCCACCCUGCCUCUCUCCGUCAGCAGGCUGGAGCCACGAGGGCAGCCCAGAGGCCCCGGAGCCCAGAUCUGUCAUCUGGUGCUGCUGGGUGUGCUCACUCUGGUUUUCUGCUCAGGGUCUGAAGCAGCUGCUGUUCCCAUCCCUGCCUCCACCCCCUGACUCUGCCUUGGGCACAGGGCCAGUCCCUCGGAGGAGAGGGGACUGCUCGUGAGCCCUCAGGGUGGGGAGCCUGAGGCCGGCCUCUGCCUCUCCCUGCCCCCAGCACAAUUGGCAGAGAUGAGGCAGGUGGCUGGAUGGCUGGGCUGUUGUGGCAGGUGUCUGCACGGGGCCAUCUCUGGGCUGUAACCCAAGCAGCAGGGGUCUGCAGCCUGGUCAUGGCCCCAUAGCAGAUCCCUGUGUACAAACGUAUCUGCAUAUUUAUCAAUAAAGCCUUUUGCUCCUUC
Manis pentadactyla (Chinese pangolin) is the source of this 2044-nucleotide messenger RNA. It is a transcript of the gene UBTD1, whose product is annotated as ubiquitin domain containing 1. NCBI's taxonomy places the organism in Eukaryota, Metazoa, Chordata, Mammalia, Pholidota, Manidae. The coding region runs from base 644 to 1327 and encodes 227 amino acids. Gene Ontology annotation, molecular function: protein binding. The record is from RefSeq and is a predicted model, not a curated record. The transcript is spliced from 3 exons.